UCUGCAUGCUGAAUUCGCUUUUUAUUUUGAAAAGCCGUGACACGGCGGAAGUAAACAGUAAUCACGUUACAACCCGGAAGAAAUGCCUUUUCUCUGGUUAACGUUUGAAUAGACGAGAAUGACCAAUUUAGCGUUUGGAGAAACGGUUAAACGUGAUGCUGCUCCUGUUGUGCAGCCUCUCAUAGUCGUUUUUGUGUCCUAAUCUCUGGGCCUGGAGGUGGAGGCGGUCGACUGCGAGCAGCAACGCCCCGAUGAGAGCAGGCAGCCCGUCAGAAGGAGAAAAAUAUCCUCGGUGUGUUUACCAGGCGGUUCAGGGAGACGGUUUCCCCGCAGUGUGUCGUUAGCUCACCGUGCGGCUGUGCGACUGGUUCUUCAGACGGAGAGGAAACAUGGCUGAGUUGCAUGUUGUGGAACCGAGCGGUGCUGGCACCAUAGAGCAGCCCGAGCACCGCGACAUCCGGGGCUCGGUGCGUCUGGCGUCGCCCACACUCAUGGUUCCGCCGCGAAGCAGCCAGCUCAGCCCGGGCGGGGUGUCAGGCUGCAGCGGCGGCGGGAGGUCGGUGUUCGGGUUCCCGGUGAAGAGCAAUCCCAGCUCCCCGUCCGAGCCAGUGGACAAGCCGGGCUCACGCUGGGUCCGGCUUAACGUCGGUGGUACCUACUUCAUUACCACCAAACAGACGCUGUGCAGGGACCCCAAAUCUUUCCUGUUCCGCCUGUGUCAGGAAGACCCGGACCUGGACUCUGACAAGGACGAUACAGGAGCCUAUCUAAUCGACAGAGACCCCACGUACUUUGGCCCUAUCUUGAAUUACCUUCGGCAUGGAAAACUGAUUAUGGAUAAGAAUCUGGCAGAAGAAGGCGUUCUGGAGGAAGCUGAGUUCUACAACAUUGCUUCCCUGGUGAGGCUGGUGAAAGAGAGGAUACGGGACAACGAGAACCGGACAUCUCAGGGCCCUGUGAAGCAUGUGUAUCGAGUACUACAGUGCCAAGAGGAGGAACUCACGCAGAUGGUCUCAACCAUGUCGGACGGUUGGAAGUUUGAGCAGCUUAUAAGCAUCGGCUCCUCGUAUAACUAUGGCAAUGAGGACCAGGCUGAAUUUCUAUGCGUAGUUUCCCGGGAACUCAACAACUCCACUAACGGCAUUGUCAUUGAGCCCACUGAGAAGGCCAAGAUCCUUCAGGAGCGAGGCUCGCGGAUGUGAAGAGAUCCUGAGCUUAACAACAGUUUAUCAGCAACAACCACGUUGUUGUUGAACGUUUUCUUCACUUUUCAUCAACCCCCUUCCACCUUUUACCAUCAUCAUGAUCAUCCGCCCCUUCCCUUCUCCUCUGGUGUGCCUUUCCAAAGCGGGCGCUGUUUGGCGUCCCCCACAAUCCUUCAGUGCUGCAACGUGACCCUGGCUUGUCGUCUUGUCUCUCGUCUCUCCUUCUUCACUUUGAAAGAGAGAUGACAGGUUCAGGGCUUUUCCUCAUUGCAGCUUUUUGGUGGUCAGUGUGACAGCAGCGCAGGCUACGGCACUGAUAUUAGCCUCUUGUUGUUCUCAGUUGGAUGGACAGAGCUACCAGAAAUCAUCGUCUCCAUCUCCACCUCCGUUCUGGAUCUCCAUCGUCGUUAUCAGACGGAAUAUUUCCUCAUGUCUUACACAUCUGGCUCUGUUGAUUUAGCAGAAACCUCCUCAGGACUCUCAAAGGACAUAAAGGAAUGAAAACACUCCACUGACUGACCGAGAGAGCAUCGACUCCUCUGCAGGUGGAGCCCGAGACGGAGCAGUCGCAGGCGGAUGAUGCACGGACCGAUCACUCCUUAUGAGCUAACCUGGAGCGGCAUCUUUUCCGCGAACCACGAAAUCUCCAGUGGCUCCUUUUGAUCUGUAAGAAAAGAAAACAAAUGACUAAAAAACGGACUUACCUACACUAGUGUACAAUUUGUCAAGGCAUGUGAGGAAUCUAUAUAAAUCUAUAUAGGCUACAUGAUGAAAUUAUAUGAAAAAUUGAAUGCAAAUGGUGUAAUUAUUGAUUUCUGUAUCAUAGUUGUGAUAUAUUUACAUAUUCUGGUGGUUGAGUCUAUUUAAACGAUGGAGAAAAUAUCAGUUUUCCCACCCGCUAACACGGGUGUGAAUUUGUGUAUGCAGUGCCUCUCUGCUUUCUGUUCAUGACUGAAAUAUCACCAGUUUUUCAGCUGCACGUUUUCUGUAGUGUUCCUCAAAGAAAAAAAGAAGAUAACACCGGUAAGUUUUCUCUUAAAUAUCCGACUUUAAACUAUUGCAUAUCUUAAAAUUGUAAUUAGGGAUAAGGAAAACUACUGUCAUUGCCAUUUGUCCAAGCAAAGCGUGGCGUGGCAGAGGUUGGACUGUGGCCAGUCUGUAUGCUGCCUCAAAACCCUGAAGCACCCCUCUCCUCUCGGGCCUUGUGCUAUUCUCUUCGCCAAUAUUCGCUCACUUUGCAGCUGCCUCUUGUUGCCACACCAAAAUGACUGUGUUGUCUUACACUCUGCAGCACUUGUAGCAACCGUGGCGCAAGCUAAACUGUACCGCUCACCGCUUAAAGCCCUGAGAUACCUGAGUUUUAUACGCUGUGUAAACAACGCUGCCAGACGGGAAGUGAGUUCAGUUUUUUCGAGCUGGAGAGCGAAGCCUUAGUAGUUUGGCUGAAGUAUGUUGUUCUUGUGCUUAACAUUAAGUUGCUAUGUUAUUGUGCUGUUUUUGACGCUUUCAAAAACACUUUCAACAACAUAGAAAUCUACUGUGUACAGGCCAGGAUGUAAGCUUGAGUUAUACUUCUACACCAACUGUAACAGCUGCUUGGUGGUGAAUAAUGCAGUACAUUACUUUUGCAAACAUAAUGCAUAUAAUGGGGUUAUGGGGGUUACAGGGCUAUUGCAGGAGCCAGUAACCUGCCUGACUAAUUAAUUCAGUUUCAGUUGCUUGCUUUUUUUAGUAAACUAUUAGUGGCAUAGAAAACAAACUAGCUGUGAAUGCUAACAACAGCUUAGCGUCUGCAAAAUUGUAAUACAGAAGUAUAAGUCAAGCUUUAAUCUGUGCACAUGUGUGCAAGUGCACUGGCUCGUACUGAAGCGAAAACAGUGAUUUGUCAGUUGACAGAAAAUAAACAGGGAUCUGUUCUGCUCAUUUUAGCUCUAGAGUUUUAUUCUUGAGCUUUGCAUGAGUCACAUUUCAGACUAAUCCUUAUUUGUCCUACAUUUGGGCCUUGGUUCAGCCGCUUAGCUCAUCCUUGAACUGAAACAAGGUCCUUUAGCUCCCGGAUCCCGGACUCUAGUCUGAUUGGCUGCCCCUCGUAAAGACAAACUGAACUUUUGGCUCCCUGGGAUUACUUGUACAUAAGCUCACCUCAUUACAUGAAACUUUAACUCAGCUUGAUAAUAGACCCCACCACUGUAGCACAGUAGGUCCCCUUUAAUCUGCCACAAUUGAAUAUCAAGUCACUUAUCAAGCAGAAAGGACAACUGUUCUUUCAGUUUUCUGCUUUUUCUUUUUCAUAUUUAUGUAAAUUGAAUAUAGUUUGGUUUGGAACUGGAUCGGUGCUUCCCUAAUUUGUAGUUUAUCACAUAAUGAAAAGUUUCUGGAGUCCAAAUGGUUCAAAAAGGGUUCAUGGGCCUUAUCAAAAUUAGGCAAUUAGUCACAUUUAUUUUAAAAAAAACCCAAAACAAUAAAAUAGCAAAAUACCUUUUUGUACUUCUUAAAGUCUGAAUAUUUUGGCUUCAGAUGGCCCACCUCUCACCUUUUAGCCUAUUUUUGAUCAUUUUUACUCACAUAAUCACUAACUGUUCAGCCAGUAUUCAUUUAUUUGCUUAUGAGCAGUCAAAGACCCAAAGAAAAUCAAUUUAACUGACAGGUGAUGAAGAAAUGCACCUAAUUCUCACACUGAAAAGCGAUUUUCUUUAAUAUUUCUGCUUCAUCAGUGACUCACAUUUGUUAAUUAAUUAUUAUAUUUAUUCUGUCAGUGACUAAUCAUUUCACCAUCUGGGGUAAAUGCAGCUCGUUCAUGUGAGCAACUUGAUGCAUAGUUUGAGCCAUAUUUACACAUAUCAGAAGGAGAACUGAGAAUCACGUUGUUCACAUUUUAAUCAAAGCUGAGGAGCGCUCAGUCGUUAUCGCAGACACCUAUUACUGGCAUUGACCCCUUUGGCAAUCCAUCCUUUGUAUAAAGAAUUUAUUUGAUGCAAUUAUGUUGUACCAAGCAUGAGGAAAAAUAAUGCAUUUUAUUGGGGGAAAAUGGUACCUUACCUGCUGUUGUCCCUGACCAUGUUCAGUCAGGAUUCGGAGCUCAAACUUUGAUGUGACUUCCUCUUUGUUGUUGAGGGGUUUUUUUUAUAUAUAUAUUCUUCACCUAUUGAGUGUGUUUGUGCUGUUUUCUUCGACAGACCAGAGUCAUGAGCAGACUUGCUAAAAAUACUGCUAAAAAUGCCCAAAAAUGUCAUUCAGAAGCACUUUUAUUUCCUCCCUUGUGGUUUUCUUGGCCCAUUCAAAGCACCUUGGGUGUUGAUUCCCUUCGUCUUUGUCCAGUGUUGUGCCUUUGACCUGUGUUGUGCACAGUUGUACUCCCCUCUUAUCAUAAUGUGCCUCCCAUACCUUAAAAAAGCCAGGAGGCACGUAUCUGAGGUAUCAUGUAUACUGUGGUCUUUUUACCCUGGUUUUUAUCGGUGGUGUUUCCGUAAGAGGCGAACCAAGCAGAAACAUUACCCUUGGCAAUAUUUUAUUAUAUGUAAAUUUUACAAAUUGCUGCUUUCUUUGUGCCAUUGCGUUCCAGCUCAAUCCAACCACAAUCCCUCACACUCCUGGAGGUUUGACAUUUCUGUUGUGGUGGUUUGUUGGCAUUGUUGGUGAAGUGGACAACAGGAAGUCCAGUCCAAGCUGGGUUCCUUUUUUUUUUUCUUUUUCUUUUUUCCCCCCCUCGUAUCUUAGUAAAACUCCAAAAAUGCACUUGGCAAUUAAUUUGAUGUCAAACUUAUUGGCAGCUUCUUUUCUCCUUGACCUGCAUGCUGAAGCUACCUACAAUGGCCCCACUUGUAAGUGUGUGUAACCAACGUUUAAAGCACUUAAUGUACCCCAAGACCUUAGGAGUAUCAGUCAGUUUAUAGACUGGAAAUGUUGGUAUUUAAAAUGACAAAAGAGGUGAUUACAUGGGAAACGUUCAAGUACAGAAGCCUGAAAAAAAGCAUCAUCGCAGAUAUUUUGCUGGUAUCGUUAGUUUCCCAUUAAUACAACAAAAUUUUAUCUUUUAAUUAAUUUAAAUUUUUAAUUCAGCUUAAAAUAUAAAAAAUAUUGUAAAUAGAACUAAAUAUAUCACAGACUGGUAGGGUGGGAGUUUGGGCUAGCCACUGCUAUAAAGGAAAAAGAUACACGGGAUUUAUGAAAUAAGAAGAAACAUUUUUAAUGAUAAAACUGCCGAUUUAGAGUUUGUUUAGUAGAUAUUAGCAUUUUAAAGCCAAAUUUAGAAUUCUAAUUAUUCAGUGUAAUGGGUUUAACACAUUUUUAUUUAAAAAACACACAGUCAGAAGAGUCUUUUGGAAAUAUUAAUUUUAUUGUUAACUGCCACCUAUGUGUUAAGCUAAUUAGUUUUUAAGUUCUUGUUAGCAUCGAGCUAGCCACACUAUCUUCAUGUAAUAACUAGCAAAGCUUUAGAUUAUUUUUUCCCCCUGAAUUUAAAUAUAGUUUAGCUGAAAAUAAAAAAACUAAACGACAAGAUCAUCAUGAAACAGAAUGUUAUACAAUAAUUUAUUUUUUAAAUUGUCCUCUACAAUAAUAACGUUUUGUUUAGCCACUGUGACAGUGUUAGCGUGUUGAUGUUAACUCUUUGUUUUAUUUCUUGAGGAAUUAAAUAAACUGUUCAGACAAGCUAAAAAGUUUUUAAAAAGUAGAAAUAUGCAACCAAAAAAGUUGGGAACCUCUGACCGAGCUAAACUUGGCAGUGUGUUUAUCUCAAUAUUUUAUUCAAACCAUAUUUUCUUUAAACGGAGAAAUAACUUUUGACCUCUGUUUUUUGGUUUUGUUUUGUUUUUUUAUUUUAAGGUUUUUGUUUGUUUGUUUUACGUUCACCUGUGCUAGUUACUCAACAAAUAACGUGCAAUGUUAACAAAUCUGCAAAAAAUUACUUGUGAAAACAUGAGAGCAUGCAUUGUACUAGAGAUGUCGUGUACUGGAUUUUGUCUGACCUCUGUGUUAGUGCAAACUAAAUGUGAUGCAUGGUGGUGGGAAGCAGAGGGACGGCAUGGCUCUGUGGUUUGUAGGUGUAGAUUUCUUAAGUGGAACAGUUGGUCUACAAGUCGACGUAUUCUCCUACUCACAGCUUCCGUUUCUUUGUCGUUUUUGUAUCUUUGUCACGUCAAUUGAUCUUAAAAGUAGAAACAAGAGCUAGCUUUAAUCACAUAUUACCCUACUGAUGAUAUUGCAGACCUUUCCACCCCCAUAACCUUGGUUUAUAUAGCAUUUAUGCGACCUGCAGGUCAACACAAAACGAAAAAAAAAAAAGAAGUUUUUUUAAAUUCAUUGAUCAUUUUGCCAGUUAACCUGUAAACACCUGCAUGCGUUUGUGGACAUGCACACUUGUACACUCAUUUAGACGUAUUGAUAAUGUCACCUAUUAACUUACUUUGUGUUCAUUUAUCAACAGUAUUGAUGUCAAAUGUGAAUAUUGUCAACUGAGACUGUGGAGAAACGUCUGGAAGCCGACAAAACAUUUUGUCUGAUUGUUUGUUUUGUUUUGUUCACUUUUAUUUAUUUUAUAUUUUCUGAAUUUUGUCUACCAUGUAACAAUUUUAACAAAAGCCCAGUCUGGUUUUUAUUCAUAAAAUGUGUCUGUGUUUUAAAAUGUGGCUCACUGACUAUUUGUUGGUUCCUUUGAGUGUGGAUU
This is a messenger RNA of Oreochromis niloticus (Nile tilapia), 6870 nucleotides long. It is a transcript of the gene kctd2, whose product is annotated as potassium channel tetramerization domain containing 2. Lineage: Eukaryota; Metazoa; Chordata; Actinopteri; Cichliformes; Cichlidae. Gene Ontology annotation, cellular component: Cul3-RING ubiquitin ligase complex; cytoplasm. Gene Ontology annotation, molecular function: cullin family protein binding. Gene Ontology annotation, biological process: proteasome-mediated ubiquitin-dependent protein catabolic process; protein homooligomerization. Bases 390 to 1202 code for a protein of 270 amino acids. The record is from RefSeq and is a predicted model, not a curated record. The transcript has 6 exons.